This is a messenger RNA of Odocoileus virginianus texanus, 5269 nucleotides long. It is a transcript of the gene SYCP2, whose product is annotated as synaptonemal complex protein 2. NCBI's taxonomy places the organism in Eukaryota, Metazoa, Chordata, Mammalia, Artiodactyla, Cervidae. Gene Ontology annotation, biological process: female meiotic nuclear division; mitotic G1 phase; male meiotic nuclear division. The record is from RefSeq and is a predicted model, not a curated record. Gene Ontology annotation, cellular component: lateral element; condensed chromosome, centromeric region.
ACGCCGAUUGGACAGGCGCUUCCCGCCCUCCCUUGGCCGCCUGAGGCGCAGAGGUGAUAACCGAGGCUUGGAGACUUGACGCCAGGCUGCAGCGAAUCUAGGAGACCCAUGAGGAGGCCUCUUUGAGCCGACAGGUGUUUUGUUCAAGUUUUAAAGUUAAGUCAAAAUGCCAAUAAGACCAGAGCUUCAGCAGUUGGAAAAAUGCAUUGAUGAUGCUUUAAGGAAAAAUGAUUUUAAACCUUUGAAAACACUUCUACAAAUUGAUAUUUGUGAAGAUGUGAAGAUUAAAUGCAGCAAACAGUUUUUCCACAAGUUAGAUGACCUUAUGUGCAGGGAGCUUAAUAACAAAGAUAUCCAAACUGUUUCAACCAUUUUGGUUUCUUUUGGACGAUGUGGCAAAAAUAUCAGUAUAUUGGGGCAAGCUGGACUUCUGACUAUGAUAAAACAAGGACUAGUCCAAAAGAUGGUUGCCUGGUUUGAAAAAUCCAAGGAGAUUAUUCUGAGUUGGGGAAAUUCAAAAGAUGAAGCUGUUAUAAAUAUGAUAGAAGACUUAUUUGAUCUUUUGAUGGUCAUACAUGACAUCAAUGAUGAAGGUAAAAGACAAAUAGUGGAAAGUUUCGUGCCUCGAAUUUGUGCCCUGGUUAUUGACUCAAGAGUGGAUAUUUGUAUUCAGCAGGAGACUCUAAAAAAAAUGAAUGUGAUGCUUGACAGAAUGCCUCAAGAUGCCAGGAAGAUACUCUGUAACCAACAAAUGUUAAUUCUCAUGAGUAGCAUGGGAGAAAGGAUUUUAGAUGCUGGAGAUUAUGAUUUGCAAGUGGGUAUCGUCGAAGCUUUAUGUAGAAUGACCACAGAAAAACAAAGACGAGAACUGGCUUGUCAGUGGUUCUCAAUGGAUUUUAUUGCUAAUGCAUUUAAAGGAAUUAAAGACUCUGAAUUUGAAACGGAUUGCAGGAUAUUUCUCAACCUUGUAAAUGGCAUGCUUGGAGACAAGAGAAGGGUCUUUACAUUUCCUUGUUUGUCAGCAUUUCUUGAUAAAUAUGAGCUGCAAAUACCAUCAGAUGAAAAACUUGAGGAGUUUUGGAUAGAUUUUAAUCUUGGGAGCCAGACUCUCUCAUUCUACGUUGCUGGAGACAAUGAUGAUCAUCAGUGGGAAGCAGUCACUGUGCCUGAAGAAAAAGUGCAGAUAUACAGCAUUGAAGUGAGAGAAUCGAAGAAGCUACUGACUAUAAUUCUGAAAAAUAUAGUAAAAAUUAGUAAAAGAGAAGGGAAAGAAUUGUUUUUGUAUUUUGAUGCAUCAUUAGAAAUCACUAAUGUGGCACAAAAAAUUUUUGGUGGAAAUAAAUAUAGGGAAUUUACCAGAAAACAAGGUAUAUCCGUUGCCAAAACAUCUGUGCAUAUCCUUUUUGAUGCAAGUGGAUCACAGAUUCUAGUCCCAGAAAGUCAAAUCUCACCAGUUGAAGAAGAACAUAAUAGUUUGAAAGAAAAAGCUAACCUCCAAGAGGAAUUUACUAAACCUUCAAAAUAUAUCAAAAACAGUAAUCAAAGGGAUAGAAAAAAUAGCCAGCCUGAGAUAAUUACUCCUAGCAAAAGAAAAAUGUCAGAAGCAUCAAUGAUUGUUCCUGGUGCAGAUAGAUACACUGUGAGAAGUCCAAUACUUUUAGUCAAUACAUCAACACCACGAAAAAGAAGAAUUAAACCACCACUGCAAAUGACAAGGUCUACAGAAAAACCUGGUGUUUCUAAAACAUUGGAACAAGGAGUGGAUUAUGCUGUAUCACUUAAAUCUAGACCAUCUGAAGAAAUAAAGAAAGGAGAUAAUACAGACAAACCUAUCAAAACUGCUAAAGUUAUAGAAAAGACAGAAAAUAAGGACACUGAAUUCCCAAACCAAAAUUUUAGUGAACUCCAGGAAAUUGUUCUUGAUUCACAGGCAGCAGGAAGAAUAGAUAAACCUGGGUUACCUGGUAUUUUAGACAAUACCUGUGGAGAUAAAAUGCACUCCAAAUGGGCAUGUUGGACACCUGUAACAAAUAUUAAUCUGUGUAAUAACCAAAGAGCAAGUACUUCAUCAAAAGACACAUUUAAUCAAGAUAUUGUUAUCAACCAAAAACUUACUAAACAAAAGUCAUCCUCUUCAAUAUCUGAUGAUAAUUCUGAGGAAACAGGAAAGGUACAGUGUAGGAAGGAGAUAAUGCAACAUAACAGAACAGAUAAAGCAGAAGCAGAUGACUGCACACCAAGCAGACAACAACCAGGUCACACUACACAUUUGGAGGAUAAAAGUAUUGAAGAUACCAAGCAGAGUGAUUGGUGUAUUGAAUCUGAAACUACUUUUAAAUCCGUCCUCCUAAAUAAGACAGUUGAAGAAUCUGUGAUCUAUAAGAAGAAAUAUGUGUUGUCAAAAGAUGUGAAUACUGAUACUUGUGAUCAAAGCCCUUCUCGAAAAAAUGCAAAGAGUCUUAGAAAAUCAGGGAGAAGAUUGACAUCUGAGUUUAAUUCCUGGGCUUUGAAACAAAAAAACACGAGAGAAAAGUCAAAAGGGAAAGGAUUUACUGAUGCAGCAGAAUCUUUGAUAAACCAAAUUAAUAAGCGAUACCAGCCAAAGGACAGCAUACAGUCUGUAAGAAAAUCAAAGGAGUCUUUGAUUGAAAGUGGUUUUUCAAACAAAUUAGAUCUACAGCUUGGUAAGGAGAAGGUUCAGAAAAAAAGUUAUAGACAAUUGAAGACUACUUUUGUUAAUGUUACUUCAGAAUGCCCAUUGGAUGAUGUUUACAAUUUUAAUUUGAGUGGAGCUGAUGAACCUGUUAUUAAACUUGGAAUGCAAGAAUUUCAAGCUACAGCUAGAGAAGCCUGCAUGGAUAGUUCAAUAACAUUGGUAGGUUUAAGGAAUCAUGAUGAACUUGAACCUUCUCUCAAAGCAAAAGAUAAGAGAAUUGGAUCAGAUUGUAAAAAGAAAAAUCCCUUUAGUGACAGUGACACAGAAUAUAGAUGUGAUGACGGCAAGACUGAUAUUAGCUGGCUAAGAGAACCAAAAUCAAAACCACUGAUGAUGGACUACAGCAGAAAUAAAAAUGUGAAGAAACAUAAAAAUGGGAAGAAAUCAAGACCAUCUUUGGAAAGGGCGCAACCAAGAUCUAAAAUGACACCCAACAAAAUCAUUACCAAAAAGGUAGAUGAGACAGUUGCAUAUGGGAGAACCAGACUUCCACGAAGAGCAGCAAAAACCAAAAAAAAUUAUAAAGACCUCUCAAAUUCAGAAUCAGAGGGUGAACAAGAAUUUUCAUGUUCAUUUAAAGAAAAAGUUCUAGUACAGGAGAAGAUUCAUUCCAGAAGCAAAACUGUGAAACUGCCAAAGAAACAGCAGAAUUCCUUCACUGCCAAAACACAAGAGGAUGUAUCAAAAGAAUGGAAAAUCUCAUCUGUCCUGAAAGAUGCUGGAAGAGAUAAUAGUCUUGACCCAUCUCCUAUGUCUUUAUCUGGGAGUCCAUCAUCUAUAGAAGUAAUGAGAUGCAAUAUAGGUGUAGAGAAAAUAACAGAAAGGGACUUUACUCAGGAUUGUGACUGUGUAGCAGAAUCAGUAUCACCUUAUCCAAAGACUUCAGAGUCCUUGAACAGUGGAGUUGGAGGUCCAAUAAAGUCAUCCAAAAACAGUGAGAAAAAUUUACUGUGUACAAGAGAAAGUUCAUCAAUUGCACAGUCAUUCUUUUUGAAAAGUCAUUCAGCAUCUCCAUUGUCCACGUCUAGUGAAGAGAGAGAGAGAGCAUGGUAUGGCAUGCCCGGUGACUCCACUCGUGUAUCAGGCUGUAUACAACAUCUUAGUUGCAAACGAAUGUACACGGAAGACAGCCUAAAUUAUUCUGGUGAACUGGAAGAAGAAAGAGCAGACUUUCUUCCCAAAAAACUCUGUAAAAGCGAAGAUGCAGAUCAUCACACCUACAAAGUGUCCAAAAGUAUAUCUCCAUUAUCAGCAAAUGACUUUUCUAUUCCUUUGGAGAACUGGGAAACUGAAAUUUCAGAUGUAGGGAUGAUGGUGUGCGAGCAGCUCAAUACAGAAUUUCAGAGGAAAGUUAAUAUCCGCCACAAAAUGAUGGAUUAUUUUACUAAACAGACUUGGAAAACAUUUCAACAACAUAUAAAAGCAAUCAACCAGAAGAUUCAGGAGUACAGGAUCAAAAAACUUGACAAAUUCCAAUUCAUCAUCAUGGAGGAGCUACAGAAUUUUGAAAAAGACUCACAAUAUUUAAAAGAUUUGGAGAAGGAAUUUGUGGACUUUCGGGAAAAGGUAUUUCAGCAGUUCAGUGCCUAUCAAAAAAGUGAACAGCAGAGAUUUCACCUUUUAAAAGCUUCAUUGGACAAGAAUGUCUUCUACAGCACUGAUUGUGAAGAAAAUAUUAUUACAUCUCAGAUGUGUUUGAUGAAAGAAAACAUGAAAAUGCUGCAAGACAGACUUCUUAAGGAAAUGCAAGAAGAGGAGCUUCUCACUGUACGCAGAGGACUGAGAUCAUUAUUCAUGGCUCAUGAGAGAAACUGUGUUUGAUGUCUAGUUGUUUUCAACAAGUUUUAUCCAAUUAUUCCUGUUUAGCUUAGGAAAUGCCAGAGUAGCUCUAUAAAGAAAAGACAUGUUACCCAGGCAAGAGUACCUCUGUAGAACCCUCUAAAUUCAAAGAACAGUCUGUCCUCUGCUGGAUAAGAAAGAACCUGUAAUCACCAUAACAUGACUGAGCUCCUAAGCCUUUUGUCUGUGCAAUACUUUUUUCAGAAAGCUUUGGGAAACCAAUCAGUAGAAGGAAUUGGCUUACUUUUAUAGUAAUAUUUGCAUGAGAUAAAUAUUACCAGUUAACUAUACUCAUGAAACUAGUUAUUAAAAUUUAUCAUAUAAAAUAUAUUUUAAACACAAACAGUUUUAACUAAAUAUAUAAAGUAUUGUUAAAAUUUACUAGUUCAGAACAUGAUUCAAAUAAUAAAAUUCAGUGAUGCAUAGAAGGGGAAGAAGUCUGAUUUAAAAUGCUUACCUGAGAGUAAAGCAGUACUUUCAGCACACUGUUGGAGAAUGUAUUUAUUCAGCUAUGGCUCCAUUGUAUUAGAAGGCACUAAAUAGCCUAACAGAGUUACCAUUUUAAUUCUAGGUAGACAUACUAAUAACCUUGGCUGUUUGGACAAGUACUUUUUAAGCCCUAGGGUUCACUGUAAUAUUUUGCUAGAUUAAUAUAUGAAAAUGAAUACACAUUUAGUUUGUGUAAUAAAGUUGAAAUAAAUGCUGUCACUUGGA